Messenger RNA from Oppiella nova, 549 nucleotides. The record is from the annotation of a GenBank genome assembly. NCBI's taxonomy places the organism in Eukaryota, Metazoa, Arthropoda, Arachnida, Sarcoptiformes, Oppiidae.
AUGGCUAGUGUAAUUGACCAUGAUACACGAAAUUAUUACGUCUACAUCUAUUCGGGACUCAUUGGGGCCCUGUUUGUGACGGCGCUAAUGCGGUCGACCACGUGGUUCAUGAUGUGUAUGCGAGCGUCCGUUAAUCUACACAACAGUAUAUUCUCGCGUCUAUUACGGGCGCCGAUAGCCGUGUUCGACAACAACCCCAUCGGUCAAAUGCUAAACCGAUUCUCGAAAGACAUGGGGAUUGUCGACGAAAUGCUUCCCACCACUGGCAUAUACAUGAAAUCUGCCAGGGAUAUCAAACGUUUUGAGGGGAUAACGAGAAGUCCAGUGUUUACUCACGUGAGCACAACCCUCAAUGGGUUGGACAGUGUGCGGGCCUAUGGGGCGCAGGAGGCCUUUGAGCAUCAGUACUAUAUCUACCAAAAUGACCAUACUGCCACCUGUCAGAUGACUUCAGUCGAGCGUAUCAUUGAAUACCAGAGACUACCACAGGAGGCGCCGUUAGACUCGGAUGACACACACCGACCACCACCUGACUGGCCAUCGAAGGGU